AUGUUAGAAGUACGGUGUAUUAUUCUCUGCAUAUUCUUCUUUGUUGCUUCCUUUGCAUCUGUUGCUACUGAAGAUAGCGAAGCAAAAGCUCUGUUGAACUGGAAAGCCAGCCUGAACGACCAUAGCCAAGCAACCUUGUCUACGUGGAACAAUGACACUGAUCCUUGUGGACACUGGAAGGGGAUUUCAUGUGAUGUAUCUUUGUCUGUGAUCAGUGUAAAUCUGUCAUAUCUCAGCCUCCAAGGCACACUUGACCGUCUCAACUUCGCUUCCUUUCCUAAUGUGAAAUAUUUUGAUGUAAGUAACAACAUAAUUUAUGGAAGCAUUCCCCGCAAAAUUGGUAACUUGUCCAGUAUUUUGAAUUUGAGUUUGUCGGAUAAUUUACUUGGUGGUCCCAUCCCUCCUGAAAUAUGGAAACUGACCACUCUAAAUAGUCUUGAUCAUAGUACAUGUCGUUUUAGAGGGCAAAUUCCCCAUGAAAUUGGCAAUUUGAGGAAUUUGACGUCCCUAUCACUUGGAGAAAAUUUCCUUUCUGGUCCCAUUCCAGAAGAGAUUGGAAUGCUGAAUAAUCUUUUGAUGCUUCAUUUGGGACACAACCCUCUGUCAGGUAGAAUCCCAUCAUCAAUUGGAAACUUGACCAAGUUACAAGAAAUUUAUCUUUAUGAGAACAAUAUCUCAGGUCCUAUUCCUAAUGGAUUCUGGAAACUCUAUUCUCUCAGUAUCGUUUAUUUGUAUUCUAAUAGACUUUCCGGGCCACUCUCUCCCUGUAUAGGAAACCUAACAAAUCUCGCAUUAUUGCUCAUGUAUGAGAACAGAUUUUUCGGUCCAAUUCCUUCAUCCAUUGGUAACUUGGUCAAUUUAGAUCAGGUCUAUCUUUACAACAACAGUCUUUCUGGAUCCAUUCCUUCCACCAUAGGAAAUUUGACCAUGCUCACCAUCCUAGCCUUGGACAUCAACAAUCUCACUGGUCAACUUCCGCAAGAAAUGAAUAAUUUGACAGCUUUGUAUAACAUACAACUGAGUGAUAAUCACUUCACUGGCCCUUUGCCACAACAAAUUUGUCAAAGUGGGACUUUAUACCGGUUUGCUGCUGAUGCUAACCAUUUCAUUGGUCCUAUUCCAACAAGUUUGAAGAAUUGUACUAGUCUAGAAAGACUCAAGCUUGAUAAUAACCAGUUAGUUGAUAACAUAACAAAUGCUUUUGGAGCAUAUCCUAGUUUGAACUACAUCAACCUGAGUGGCAAUAAAUUGUAUGGCUGCCUUUCAUCCACGUGGGGGAAGUGUCAAAACCUCACACAAUUGAUUAUUCACAAUAACGAGCUUUCUGGUGGCAUACCACAAGAAUUGGGAGAGGCAAGUAAGCUUGGUGAAGUUGGCUUGGCUUCAAAUCAUUUAUCUGGAAAAAUUCCAAAAGAAUUAGGGAAGUUGGUCUCGUUGAAAAUUCUCUCUCUGAGCCACAAUAACUUUUCAGUGGCUCAAUCAUAA
Molecule: messenger RNA, 1485 nt
Organism: Prosopis cineraria
Lineage: Eukaryota; Viridiplantae; Streptophyta; Magnoliopsida; Fabales; Fabaceae
Product: MDIS1-interacting receptor like kinase 2-like
Exons: 2
Coding region: 1-1485 (494 amino acids)
Molecular function (GO): protein binding
Source: RefSeq, a predicted model, not a curated record